Molecule: messenger RNA, 682 nt
Organism: Hyla sarda
Lineage: Eukaryota; Metazoa; Chordata; Amphibia; Anura; Hylidae
Product: glucosidase 2 subunit beta-like
Exons: 3
Coding region: 191-682 (163 amino acids)
Source: RefSeq, a predicted model, not a curated record
CCGCACAUGCAUUAACUCCUUAAGUGCAAAACAUAUGAAUAUGCAUAUUAAACAGAGUAUUAUGCAAAAACAGGAUUAAUACUGGAAUCAAUAUAAGUGCUAUGAUAACAAAAUAUAUUCUAAACCACAUGUUAUCUAUACAAUACAAGGAUAGUGCAUAAAAGACAUUAACUUAGGACCCCAAAGGCACAUGUUCAGCCGAAGGUCAAAGGCUCAUCAGCAGGACAGUAUUGCAGACACUGUUCGGGGACAUUACACAUAUAUCACCAGUCAAGGAGCUACUCUAGCCACGGUCCGUCCAAAGCGGACCAGGCGACAGGCCGAGGCAGAGGAGGAGGAGGAGGAGGAGGGGAUCAUCCUGGAGGAGGAAGAGGAGGGGAUCAUCCUGGAGGAGGAGGAGGAGACACAGGAGCCGGAGGAGGAACAGCCAGGGCCCUCCCACAUGGCCCAAGCCAUACCACCACCACCACCACCACCACCAGCACCACAGGAGGGAGAGGAGGGGAAUUCCUCCCCACUCUCCAGUCAAGAUGUGGCCUACACUCCAAAUCAGGAGAUUGCGCAACAAUUAAAAAAGGAAAUAAAAAAAAUUAAAAAAGACCAUGAAAAAAUGAGAAAGGACACUAUGAGGAUGGCGCGGAAAAUAACGGGAUUGGAGGAGUUGAUUAAUAAGUUAACAUAG